Molecule: messenger RNA, 3467 nt
Organism: Linum trigynum
Lineage: Eukaryota; Viridiplantae; Streptophyta; Magnoliopsida; Malpighiales; Linaceae
Source: the annotation of a GenBank genome assembly
CCGCGAUUUGCCGUAUCAAAAUUGUACCCAGUUCACAUGCUAAUCCGUGUUAGCAACUCACUCGACCACUCUCCUAUUCCAUAACGAGAUCCAAGUCCCAACCCAAAUUUUGCAAUUCUCGUUCACUCCUUCAUUAAGAAACCACACUCCGCCAGAGAUACAGACAAUCGUAUCUCCAUGUAAUGUUAUGUUAAUGUUUAUUUGGAAAAAAAUGUUAAUGUUUAUUUGGAGAAAUUUUUUUAUGAUGUUGUGGUGCAAGUUGAGUUGCUAAAACUUUGUAUUAUUUACUUGUAUUUAGGAUAACAAAAUUAUGUAUGCAUGUUGAAAUUUAUGUUUUAAGACAAAAAAAAAUUGAUUAUUCGUUCAAUUUAUCGUUUGGUCGACUAAACAAACUAUUAUUUUUUGCUCAAUAUGGUAUCGAUAUUAUCUCAAAUAUCAAUACCAAACUUUUAGCGCAUCUCUUCAAACAUUACAGGCAUUCCAAACCCAUGUGAAGGUACCUCGUCACCCAUUACCAAACCAGGGCCCAAGCCCCAAAUGUGUGAAGAAGCCACCAAAGCACUUCCAUGUACAAUACCAAAACCUUGCUGCCUAUGGCAAGAACAUGUCAAUGGAAGAAAAGAAGAGUGAAGGUAAAGUAAAGAUGAACAUCCAAUCACCCCUCACAAAGAAAGAUUUGUUGGUGGGGAUUGGAUAAACUAUGCAGGCAGCAUUGAAAAAAAGAAAGUAGAACAGUUAAAAAGAGCCACCAAAAUUCAUCUAAACAAUACCACAAACACCCACAUGAACUGUGCUUUCUUGGUUUCUGCUGUUAGCCCUUUCCCUUGGUUCCCAAUUUAUAUAACCCUUCAUCUUCUUUAUACAUGCAUUAGAAAGAAAACAUAACAAAAACCCAAUUUAGUUACCACACACACCAUCAAACCCAUUGGGUAGCUGUUGGAGUGUUCCCUUCUGCACUAUUUUUCACUACUUUGUGAAUGAGAAUUGUGGCAACUGGUAGAGGUGACUUUGCCAGAAUGAAGCAGUUGCUCCAACAACAUCCCUCCCCCGCUGCAUCUCGCACUGCAUCCAGCAGCAUUGGCUCGUCUGGAGGCAACAAUGAUCGAGAAGUUCUGGGUUCGAAUAGUCUUUGGUGCUACGUCAAGGAAAUGGACUUCAACCCUGCUCGAAUGAUUUUGGCGGAGAUGAUGGGAACUUUCAUAUUGAUGUUCUGCGUGUGUGGGAUCAUAGCAAGCACCCAGAUACUCAAAGGCCAGGUUGGGCUGUUGGAGUAUGCUGCCACGGCGGGGCUAACCGUCGUCGUGUUGAUCUUCUCCAUAGGCUCCAUUUCCGGUGCCCAUGUCAAUCCCGCCGUCACCAUUGCCUUCGCCGCAUUCGGCCAUUUCCCCUGGCCCAGGGUUCCGUUCUACAUAUCGGCUCAAACGAUCGGUUCGAUCCUGGCGACAUACGUCGGGAAGUCGGUCUACGGGAUCGACCCGGAACUUAUGGCUACUAGACCGCUUCAGGGCUGCGUCUCUACCUUCUGGGUUGAGUUCAUGGCCACUUUCAUGAUCAUGUUCGUCGCCGCCGCGUUGACUAGCCAUGCUCAAUCAGUGGGUUACUUGUCUGGAUUGAUCAUCGGAAUGUCCAUCGGACUCGCGGUGCUCAUUACAGGGCCGAUUUCAGGUGGGUCGAUGAAUCCGGCGAGGUCACUUGGCCCGGCGAUCGUGGCUUGGAACUUUAAAGACAUAUGGGUAUAUAUAACUGCGCCGAUCGUGGGAGCUCUGGCCGGAGCUGUGACGUUCCAUGCCCUGAACCUGCGGCAGAGGAGCGUGCAGCCGUGUACAGUGGAGUCGUCUCCGUCGCCGUCGCCGGAUAGUGGGUUGCUGGUUCACACCAUAGCUUUUGCGGAUAGCUAAAGAGUCGGUUUGGGUUGUGGAAUUCUAGUAGUUGAGGAUUAGAAAUGGUCCCAAUCGAGCUGGUUUUUUGUUUUAUAGUUUGUAGUUUGGUGUGGAUAAAGUGAAAAGUUGUGUAAGAAAGAACAUUAUUCUCAUCAGCCUGGUGGAAGGAGAUGUUUUGUUGUUACUAUCAGUUUGGAAAAGGGGAAUUGGAUGGAUGUUCAUAUAUAUACUUGGUUCAUACAAAAACAAUUUGUCCUAUUAAUGUGGGGAGGAUAUUUGGGGUUCUUAAUUUGGUUGUUCGCAUUUAAUUUGCAAGUUUUGGUUUAAGGGUUCUGGGCAAAUGCGGACCGGUCUACCGCAAGUUUGGUGCGCCCCCAUUAAUUACCUUUUCUUUUUUCUUGGUUUUUCGCCUGACGAUUGGGUACCGCAAGUUUGGUGCGCCCCUAUUAAUUACCUUUUCUUUUCCUUUUGUUUUUCGCCUGGCGAUUGGGCAAGCUCAUCCCUUCCAAUUGCGGUGCGGUUCCCAUGAGUCGUUUAGUCUCCAUUCCUUUUGCCCCUCUGAUCCGUCAAAUCUCUGGAGGUUGGCCAAGAUGGAGCUAGCCGGAGAAUCGAAGAGCCAACGCCAAGUUUCCCCCUAUCUCCGCCGGAGUUUAUGGUAUUAGGGGUUUACUACAACGAGUCUACCAUUAGCCAUUAGGCGCAAUUCCGAAGUAAAUUCUCUGCGCGGUGUUUAAUCCACUUACCCCCUCCGACGAUCCCUGACGGCUGGCCAAGCUGGGUUCCGAGAUGGUCCUUUCUUGCCAAACACUUAUCGCCAAUCAUAUCAAGGAAUCCCCUUCUCCUUCUCCCAGAUCCCACAUUUUUCCAGGAUGGCGGCUAAUUGAGUUUGAGCGCCGCUAAAACUGAGGAUAUGGAUUCAACCACUCUGUACAUCACUAUGGAAUUGGCUUAACCAAACAAUGAGGGUAAGUUGUAUUCGUUGAUGAGAUCCAUUGCAUGCAGCCGACCAUCUUACUUGCGAUCGAGGAGGAUGAGGGUUGCAGGAGAUGGCGCUGCUGAAAGUAAACCCAAAUUAAAGAGGGACGCAGAGAGAAGCACUCAUGUUAUGUGUGAGAGUCUGGUGUCCAAGAAAAGAAUGUUCUCCCCGAUUUUGAUUGGGGUUGGAACCCGGUGAGAGAGACAUGAUGCAAGCUAGGGAAGGAGAUGGAAGUCAUGGAGCUGAAUUAUGUUUUUAUUUAUUGACACAUGUUAUUGAUCGAUCUUCGUUGCAUGUAUGUAAAGAGAUGGCAGGGGUUUAGGGUGAAGCAAUUACAUAUGGAAGGGAAGAAGGGAACUCAACGUACAAUGGAGAUUUGUAUGACAAGAAAUAAAUUAAUUAUAUGAAGCAAUUAUAGAAUACAAUAAUCACACAUUGAGUUAGCAUUCUAUCGUAAUACAAUAGUCACACAAUCAGGCUUGCUCAAUAUUGUUUGACUUUGUUAUCAUUAUAUGAGUAAUAGUUGGAACAAAACGAUGGUCUAGGGUUCAAAUGUGAAUUAUCUUGACAUUCCUAGAAAUUAAAUAUAAGAAUACAUGUUAAUUGAUUUU